UAAACGAACGCCCUCAUACCAAACAUUCGACAACGACAAUCGUCAUCGUAGCAUCAUUGCGGCAGGCUGCAGAAUUCAAUCAUAAAUCAUCAAAGAUGUCGAUUGGAGUACCAAUAAAAGUUUUGCACGAAGCCGAGGGACACAUCAUAACCUGCGAAACCAUUACCGGCGAAGUUUAUCGCGGUAAAUUAAUCGAGGCAGAAGAUAAUAUGAACUGUCAAAUGCAAAAUAUCACAGUCACCUACAGAGAUGGACGCGUCGCGCAAUUGGAAAAUGUUUACGUGCGAGGCUCUAAAAUUAGAUUCCUCAUUUUGCCAGACAUGUUGAAAAAUGCUCCAAUGUUUAAGAGGCCUGGCGGCAAAGGCUCUGGGUCAGCUGGUAGAGGCAAAUCUGCUAUUUUGCGAGCACAAGCAAGAGGCAGAGGACGAGGACAGAACCAACGAGGAAGAGGUACUGGUUCGGCUCCUUGGCUCAACCAGCAAAAUCAAGCUGGUGGAGCUCAACCAGGUAGAGGAAAAAGCUAAUUCUAGUGAAAUCAGGAAAGGUCAUGACCAAAAAUGAUCAACUGAAACUAUGUUUAAUAACUCAAAUUUAAUUAUAAUAUUUUUUUAAUUGUAAGUCUGAUAUAACAUUGAAUCAGUGCGAUAUUUCUAUAGAUUAUUCCUACAUCAAUAAAUAACUUAAAUAACUAUAAAAUUAUUAUUAUUCCUUCUAUUUUUAUUAUUACUUUAAAAAAAAAUUCAUUUUAUAAAGUAAUUUGAUCACAUAUGAUCAAAUGAGAUAAAAGAUUAAUUGGUUGCUAUUUCACAGUGUACUGCAUGAAAGCUUGAAUUAUGAAGUAUUUAUUUUUAAAUAAGUGAUUGUGGCAAAACAAUGUUGUAUUUCCUAUCUUAGAAAAAUGAUGAGUCGCUGAAAUCCAGGG
Molecule: messenger RNA, 922 nt
Organism: Phymastichus coffea
Lineage: Eukaryota; Metazoa; Arthropoda; Insecta; Hymenoptera; Eulophidae
Gene: SmD3
Product: small nuclear ribonucleoprotein Sm D3
Exons: 3
Coding region: 96-524 (142 amino acids)
Biological process (GO): RNA processing; spliceosomal snRNP assembly
Cellular component (GO): pICln-Sm protein complex; commitment complex; spliceosomal tri-snRNP complex
Molecular function (GO): RNA binding
Source: RefSeq, a predicted model, not a curated record